ACUUGGCAUAUCCUCCCAAUGGAUUCCACGCUUCCCUCCAUGAUCAGACCCCACACCAAACUCUAGAUUAAAAAAGAAUAGAGAGAGAGAGGGAGCGAAAGAGAGAGAGAGAGUUGCAAUGGCUUCAGCCACAGCUAGAGCCACCUUCUCCUUCCACCACCUCCACGCCACCAAGCCCACUAAAUCCCACCUCCCCCAUCCCUUCCCAACCUCCAAAACUCCCACCCUUUCCCUUUCCCACAGGCCACUAGUAAUUCUCCAUCGCUUCGCCAUCUCCUCCGUCGACGUCUCCAAAGAAGACAAGCCCCUCGCCCGACCCGAAGAAGACCCCUCCCCUGACCCACCCCCGGCCCCCGAGGAACAGCAGCCAAAGCUCGACCCCCGUCGCUUCGAGGAGCGGUUCGCGGUGCUCAACACCGGAAUUUACGAGUGCCGGUCGUGCGGUUUCCGCUACGACGAAGCGGUCGGGGACCCGUCCUACCCAAUUCCGCCCGGGCUGCAGUUCGCGAAGCUCCCCGACGACUGGCGGUGCCCGACGUGCGGCGCCGCCAAGUCCUUCUUCGAGAGCAAGAGUGUAGAGAUUGCUGGGUUUGCGCAGAACCAGCAGUUUGGUUUGGGGGGCAACACACUUACAGCAGGGCAGAAAGCAUUCCUCAUCUAUGGCAGCCUUUUGCUUGCUUUCGUGCUCUUCCUCUCUGGCUACUUCUUGCAAUAACAUGGGCUCAGGGAGCUUAUAGAUGACCCAAACUGUUUCCUUACCAUUCUCAGCAUCUUCGGUGUGAUUUUGCAAAGAGAAUGAUCAAAGAAGUUCAUUUGAUCAAAGCAGUGCGGUUGUCAGUUCUCUUUCUAUGAGCACUUUACUAGGGGAUUCUGCUAGCUGGGUUAGCUGGGAAGUGUAUCUUGUAUGGUACAUACCAUCCUUCAUGUUACUGCUCAUCCUGUUACCUCUUUGUAAUGCACAAUAUUGGUACUUUAUUAUCAAUAUAUUUCAUGGUUUGCUAUAAUUGUUUUC
This is a messenger RNA of Elaeis guineensis (African oil palm), 1012 nucleotides long. RefSeq lists its product as uncharacterized. Gene Ontology annotation, cellular component: chloroplast. The record is from RefSeq and is a predicted model, not a curated record. Gene Ontology annotation, molecular function: iron ion binding; electron transfer activity. NCBI's taxonomy places the organism in Eukaryota, Viridiplantae, Streptophyta, Magnoliopsida, Arecales, Arecaceae. Gene Ontology annotation, biological process: alkane catabolic process.